AUGAGCUUCCAACGCAGGUUGCCGGAGCCCCGUGUUUGCCAUUGGCUGCAGUGCUCUGGUUCGUGUGCAGCUUCCCCCAUCUGGAAUAUGAAAAUGGGACUGAAGUAGAUAAUUGCUAGCAGCGGGUUUUCAAGAGAGGCUUAGAGGGAACAGAAUGCCUCUCACACAGCAGCGCAGGCUGCCUGCGCUGAGAGAGCUCUGAGAGACGAUUUUAGAUGUUACCCACGUCCGAAUCUCCUGGAAACUUUGCCAUGGAAGCAAGCCACUGCACACAGUCCUGGAGCUAACAUCCACAAGGGGCAAGGAAGGGGCAGCAGGGCCAAACAAUGGGAUACCUUGUCCUUGGAUUGCUCACAGAAAAGCCAGCAGACACUCCCCUCUGCCCUCCAGCAAAAAGGGCAUGAAGGUGGCGAUGAACUGAAUUUCACCUGGUGAAGCUUCAGUGGCUUUUCGGAAGGAUGGGAUACACUGACCCUUCAUCAAGCCGGGAUCUGCUGGGAAACAGAACUUUGUUCUUCAUCUUCAUCUGCGCCUUUGCCGUGGUCACCUUGCUGCAGCAGAUCCUCUACGGGAGAAACUAUCUCAAGAGAGGGCUGCAGUUUAGCUGGCAGAAUGGAGAGGAGUUGGCAAAUUGGACCGGCACCUUUAAUUUCACGGAUGACGGAGCAGUGAAGAGUGGCAGUGACACAGGCACCAGGUAUUUUGAGUUUUAUGAAGGGCCUUUGGAGUACAACUCUACGAAAUGCCUGGAAUUAAGGCAGGACAUCAUUGAGGUGAAGGUCUUGUCUAUGGUGAAACAAACUGAAUUGUUUGACAGAUGGAAGAGCCUACAGAUGUGCAAAUGGGAGAUGAAUGUCACAGAAGCCAAUUUAUUCAAGUCUACUCUGUCAAGGUGUUGCAAUGCCCCAUCCUUUCUGUUCACCACCCAGAAAAAUACUCCCUUGGGAACUAAACUGAAAUAUGAAGUGGACACAAGUGGAAUCUUUCAUAUCAACCAAGAAAUCUUCAAAAUGUUUCCAAAGGACAUGCCGUACCACCGCUCCCAGUUCAAGAGAUGUGCAGUGGUUGGGAACGGAGGAAUCCUGAAGAACAGCAGAUGUGGCCGGGAGAUUGACAGUGCAGACUUCGUGUUUAGAUGCAAUUUGCCUCCUAUAUCUGAUAAAUACUUCAUGGACGUUGGGGUGAAGACAGAUGUCGUGACUGUCAAUCCCAGUAUUAUCACUGAGAGAUUCCACAAGCUGGAGAAGUGGAGGAAGCCCUUCUACGACGUGCUGCAGGUGUACGAGAACGCGUCCGUGCUGCUGCCGGCCUUCUACAACACGCGCAACACGGACGUGUCCAUCCGCGUCAAGUACGUGCUGGACGACUUCGAGUCCCAGCAGGCCGUCUACUACUUCCACCCCCAGUAUCUCAUCAACGUCUCGCGCUACUGGCUCGGCCAGGGCGUGCGGGCCAAGCGGGUCAGCACCGGCCUCAUCCUGGUGACUGCUGCCCUGGAGCUCUGCCAGGAGGUGCACCUCUUCGGCUUCUGGGCCUUCCCCAUGAACCCCUCAGGGAUUUUUAUAACUCAUCACUACUAUGACAACGUGAAGCCUCGCCCCGGCUUCCACGCCAUGCCCUCGGAAAUAUUCAACUUCCUGCACAUGCACAGCAAGGGGAUCCUGCGGGUUCACACGGGGACCUGCAGCUGACGGGGGACGCCGCCAGAGCGUGGCUGGAUCUCGAUGGCCUGUGUAAGGUGUAGGAGGUUUCGUUAAGCCCCGAGAUUAUGCAAUAAUUGUUUGAUAUAAAUUUCCUCAAGGCAUCGCAUCCCGUAAGAUCUAGGAUACCAGCAUCUUUCCUGCUAGCAGAGUUGGGUCCAUAGUAGUGUAGGAGAAGCAGAACUCCUGUGCCCCAGGGUACACGCUGUCCUGGAAAGCAAAUCAGAUAAGAAGCACAUUUACAGUACAUUUAGGGAUAAAUAGAGCACAUUAAUAUAUUUGUCAUUUCACUAUGGAGAAAAGCACCAAACUUUUGAGGAAAAACAGUGGUGGAGAAUUUUAGCAUAGACUGUGUAACUUUACAUAGGUUUCUGAAUCGAGUACCUUGGGGUAUUGCCAGAUUUUACUGAACACUCUGUUCUCUGACCUUUAGGUUUUUGAAAAUACUCUUUAGCAUUAUAGCUUAAUGGGGAUAUAUAACUUAAAAUCUUUGUUCUUUAAUGUCACAAAAUGUUGAUCAAAAAUAGCAGACAGAUGUGUUAGGAAUAAACAAAAUCUCUUUGCGAAUUUUUUCAGCCAGGAUAGAAGAGAAUGUUGAACUCCCACUCACAGCAACAGGUAACUGUGAGAAUCAUGUUGUGAUAUUGUUUUAGAGAUUAUUGCUUCUUCCUUCUUGCAUCUUGCUUUUCUGUUCUCCUCUGCUGAUUGUGCUUCCUUUCUCCUUGUCUGUGAUGCUUUCCAUCUGGCUAACACAUGGCAAUGUGUGCACUUCCUCCUACAGUCACCAUCUCAGCAUCACACUGGAGUCCUUGCUGAAGAAACAAGCUCCUUCACAAGGUUUUCUUGAGAUGAAGAGCCAGGGGAUUACAUAUUUAUACUUUACAAGUUGAUUUUUUGUUCAGCAUAAGAUAGAAAAAAAUAUUUCCUCGUUGAUUUUUAUUAAAGACUUUGUAAAAGUAUCUGAUUGUUGAUUCACUGUUGUGCAGGUUGAGUUAACACUUUCAGGUAUCUGUAAUAAAUUAUUGUCAGGAAAUGAAGUUAAAAUUCAGAAAAGUUAUUUUGUGGCUUAGAUUAUGAUGCUUAUUUUAAAAUCAUGCUUCUUGAGAUGUCAAAUGUCUUUAUGUGGCGUUUUUAUAUAUAGAGAAUGUUAUUAGGAUAGUAAAAGGGCUGCUGGUGUGUUCUUCAAAGGUCAUCAGUGUAGCUCUGUCAGGUAUGCCAAGCCUAAUUCUUUGCCUGCUACAGUUGACAAAAUCCUCAAGCAGAAAAGAUGCCACAAGUUGCUGGAGUUUAUUUUGUUGUAGUAGGCUGCUGGUAUGUCUGCAUACUGGUAUGACUGCAUACACAGGAGGUGAGGUUUGCUGUUACAGCUGUGCUGGCAUAGUUAGAUGAACAGAGUUUCCCUGUCUAAGUUCUUAGUCUGAAAUACUAGGGCUGUUGCCUUGUCUUGUCUUAUGCAGAUCACGAGAUCUUUGAUCAAGGAUUUGAAGUUUAUAGUUCUGUAUGAGGGAUUUUUUUUUUUUUUUUUUUUUUUUUUUUUUUUUUUUUUUUUU
Messenger RNA from Prinia subflava (tawny-flanked prinia), 3250 nucleotides. RefSeq names its product ST8 alpha-N-acetyl-neuraminide alpha-2,8-sialyltransferase 5 (gene ST8SIA5). Gene Ontology annotation, biological process: oligosaccharide metabolic process; N-glycan processing. The coding region runs from base 459 to 1691 and encodes 410 amino acids. Gene Ontology annotation, molecular function: alpha-N-acetylneuraminate alpha-2,8-sialyltransferase activity. The record is from RefSeq and is a predicted model, not a curated record. NCBI's taxonomy places the organism in Eukaryota, Metazoa, Chordata, Aves, Passeriformes, Cisticolidae. The transcript is spliced from 8 exons.